Molecule: messenger RNA, 1139 nt
Organism: Argentina anserina (silverweed cinquefoil)
Lineage: Eukaryota; Viridiplantae; Streptophyta; Magnoliopsida; Rosales; Rosaceae
Product: inosine triphosphate pyrophosphatase
Exons: 7
Coding region: 46-663 (205 amino acids)
Biological process (GO): nucleoside triphosphate catabolic process
Cellular component (GO): cytoplasm
Molecular function (GO): nucleoside triphosphate diphosphatase activity
Source: RefSeq, a predicted model, not a curated record
UCUGUGUGCAUCACUCCCAAGUGAAAGAGAAAGAGGGCGGGACAAAUGGCGGCGAUGGGAGCAAUUGGAGGACUGGUGCUGCCAAAGCCUGUGACUUUCGUGACCGGGAACGCCAAGAAGCUGGAAGAAGUGCGCGCCAUCUUGGGCAACUCCAUACCCUUUAACUCCCUCAAGCUUGAUUUGCCAGAAUUGCAAGGGGAGCCAGAGGACAUCUCCAAAGAGAAGGCUAGGUUGGCUGCUAUUCAGGUUAAUGGUCCUGUUCUUGUGGAAGACACUUGCCUCUGCUUCAAUGCCCUCAAGGGUCUUCCUGGGCCUUACAUCAAGUGGUUCCUGCAGAAGAUUGGACAUGAAGGACUCAACAAUAUGUUGAUGGCAUAUGAGGAUAAAUCUGCUUAUGCUUUGUGCGCUUUUUCUUUCGCCAUUGGGCCCGAUGCUGAGCCGAUUGCAUUUCUGGGUAAAACUCCGGGGAAAAUAGUUCCUGCAAGGGGACCAAAUGACUUUGGAUGGGAUCCAAUUUUUCAACCUGAAGGUUAUGAGCAAACCUAUGCCGAGAUGUCAAAAGAAGAAAAGAACAAGAUUUCUCAUCGCUACAGAGCUCUUGCACUAGUGAAGUCUCACUUUGCUGAAGCUGCAUAUACUUUUGAGACCAACUUGUCUACCUAGAAGUGAGUAUCUUCAUCAUCUUGCCUCUGCAUAGUCUUCCAUCGUAUGCAAGCUUUUCCUUUCACCAGCAAUUCUUCCAGUCUUGUUUGAUGGCCUACAAAAGUUAGGGACAAAGUGGAAGUUACAGUUUGUGUACCAUUUAGAAUCUGUGCGCAUGCCUAAGUUAGAGGUUAGUGUGGAGAAAUAGCAUCCUUGCAUUAGGAAAGAUUUGAAUGUCACAACAUGUUAUAAACUUUUCACUGUGAGUAUGCUCACUUCAGACAGAAGUACUAUGAACUUUGAAGUUAGAACUGUUCAAAUAGUAACUCCACUAGUUGCACAAGGAACUGAAGUUAUACUAUCCUUUUGAGCUGUUGAAAUAGUUUUAUUUUUACCCCAUAUAGAAGUUUACAAUCUUUGCCAGCGUCAUUUGCAUAAUCUGUAGAUGUGAUUGAAAGAGGAUUUUAUAUGGCACCCAAUUCCAAGCCAUGUUAUAA